AGGUCCCAGAAGCCUUAGCGAGGAAGUCUCCCGUUCGGGCGUUCUGCUUGUAGCGUGGUGUGGAACGUUUAGGCAGCGUGGUUUGCUUCUUUGCGGCAAGGCUGGUCUUUGGCCGGCCCGGGCCUUACGGGCCUUUGGGGACCGCAGAUUUGGUCUUUUCUCACUGGUAGGAGAGCUCGCGCCGAGCCGCGCAGCGCCCCGACCCGUCCCCACCAUGCUGGUGCUGUUCGAAACGUCCGUCGGCUACGCCAUCUUUAAGGUUUUAAAUGAAAAGAAACUUCAAGAAGUUGAUAGUUUAUGGAAAGAAUUUGAAACUCCAGAGAAAGCAAAUAAAAUAGUAAAGCUGAAACAUUUUGAGAAAUUUCAGGAUACAGCAGAGGCAUUGGCAGCAUUCACAGCUCUAAUGGAAGGCAAAAUCAAUAAGCAAUUGAAGAAAGUUCUGAAGAAAAUAGUUAAAGAAGCCCAUGAACCCUUGGCUGUGGCUGAUGCUAAACUAGGAGGGGUUAUAAAGGAAAAACUGAAUCUCAGUUGUAUCCACAGUCCUGUUGUUAAUGAACUUAUGAGAGGAAUCCGUUCCCAGAUGGAUGGAUUAAUCCCUGGGGUAGAACCACGUGAAAUGACAGCUAUGUGUCUUGGGUUGGCACACAGCUUGUCCCGAUACAGAUUGAAAUUUAGUGCUGAUAAAGUGGACACCAUGAUUGUUCAGGCAAUUUCCCUAUUAGAUGACUUAGAUAAAGAACUAAACAACUAUAUUAUGCGGUGUAGAGAAUGGUAUGGCUGGCAUUUCCCUGAGUUAGGAAAAAUUAUUUCGGAUAAUUUGACAUACUGCAAGUGUUUACAGAAAGUUGGCGAUAGGAAGAAUUAUGCCUCAGCUCAACUUUCUGAGUUACUGCCAGAGGAGGUUGAAGCAGAAGUGAAAGCGGCUGCAGAGAUAUCCAUGGGAACCGAAGUUUCAGAAGAAGAUAUUUGCAACAUUCUGCACCUUUGCACUCAGGUGAUUGAAAUCUCUGAGUAUAGAACCCAACUUUAUGAAUAUCUGCAAAAUCGAAUGAUGGCCAUUGCACCCAAUGUUACAGUCAUGGUUGGGGAAUUAGUUGGAGCACGACUUAUUGCUCAUGCAGGUUCUCUUUUGAAUUUGGCCAAACAUGCAGCUUCUACGGUUCAGAUUCUUGGAGCAGAAAAGGCACUUUUCAGAGCCCUGAAGUCUAGACGAGAUACGCCUAAGUAUGGUCUCAUUUAUCAUGCUUCACUUGUAGGCCAGACGAGCCCCAAACACAAAGGAAAGAUUUCUCGGAUGCUGGCAGCCAAGACUGUCCUGGCUAUCCGGUAUGACGCCUUUGGUGAGGAUUCCAGCUCUGCAAUGGGAGUCGAGAACAGAGCGAAACUAGAAGCCAGGUUGAGAGCGUUGGAAGAUAGAGGGAUAAGGAAAAUAAGUGGGACAGGAAAAGCAUUAGCAAAAGCAGAAAAAUAUGAACAUAAAAGUGAAGUGAAGACUUAUGAUCCUUCUGGUGACUCCACACUACCAACCUGUUCUAAAAAACGCAAGAUUGAACAAGUAGACAAAGAGGAUGAAGUUAUUGAAAAGAAGGCCAAAAGGGCCAAGGUUAAAAUUAAAGUUGAAGAAGAAGUAGUAGAAGACGUAGAAGACACAGAAGAAGAGGUAGUACAAGUUGUAGAAGAACAGGAAACAUCUGUGAAGAAGAAGAAGAAAAAGGACAAAAAGAAACAAGUUAAGGAAGAACCGCUUUCUGAAGAAGAGCCAUGCACCAGCACAGCAGUUGCUAGUCCAGAGAAAAAGAAGAAAAAGAAAAAAAAGAAAGUUAAUGAGGACUAAUGGGAGGAACCAUUCUUUCGAAGAGUUCAUUAUUGAAUCAGCUGGAUACAUCAUGCUUACGAUUCAGUCAGAAAUAUUCACAAGAUACUCUGUAAAAUAAUUGAUGGGAAGUUGGAUGAGAAAGAAAGAUUAAUCAUUAAUAGCAUUUCAUACCUAUUUGUGUCUUGACAUACUUCAACUAUGUUGAUUUUAUUAUGUCAUCAUUUCUUAGGAUAUUUGUUAUACAAAUAAAAAUAUUUUCUUUGUA
Molecule: messenger RNA, 2081 nt
Organism: Cervus elaphus (red deer)
Lineage: Eukaryota; Metazoa; Chordata; Mammalia; Artiodactyla; Cervidae
Gene: NOP58
Product: NOP58 ribonucleoprotein
Exons: 15
Coding region: 215-1834 (539 amino acids)
Cellular component (GO): small-subunit processome; box C/D methylation guide snoRNP complex
Molecular function (GO): snoRNA binding
Source: RefSeq, a predicted model, not a curated record